UGGAAGACGCGUGAAUUUCAAACCGAACUCUUUUCACAACGCGCAUCACGUCUAGUAAAGACAAUUGAUCACAAGAUAAACUCUAGCCAACGGAAAACAUGCUGAGUCCACUUGAAGAUCAGGAAAAUCUGCCUGCUAGGGUAGCGGCUUUGGUUACUCCUGCCAGACAACCACUAAAGAGUGUUGUGGACAGUCGAGUAAACCAUGGUACCCCAACCAGACAGCAAUGUUCAGAUCUGUCGAAAAAGUUUCCUUUUAAACAUAAACGGAAAUCAAAGAGGCUCAGUGCCCCUGUACAUAACUUGUAUCAGUUGAUACCUGCAUUGGUGAAGUCAAUAACAUUAACAGCUUCUCCAGUUCAAGAGCAAAGUCUUGUAGAAGAGGAGAUAAGGGUUUGUGAUGUGUCAUUUUCCAGUGGUAAAGGAAAAGAAUCUUUGGUGGAGAAAGUCAUCGGAGAAAUCAUGAAAGAAGUAAACAAGAAAGAAUCAAAAGUGAAAGAGGAAUCCAUGCCAUGGAAGAUGGAUUCAAAUGAGCUAAUUAUUCUGCAGAUGAAUAAGGAAAGAUUGAGACUUGAGAAACAAUUGUCUCAAUUGAUGAAGGAACAGUCAAGAACAAAGAUAACACCCAAUGGUACUUCUAAUUCUGAUACAACAAACGCCAAUGAAUCGGAAAGAACAAGGAAAGCAGAGGAACUUUAUCAAUUGAAACAGCAAUGUGAUCAGUUACAAGAAAUGUUGCUAGAAGUUCCCAGAUUAAAAAAGGAUUUACAUAAAAGUAAACAGGAAACUAAGGGACUUAGUGAAAUACUUUUUGCAAGUCGGAAAAAGACUGUCCAACUAGAAGAUCAUGUCAAGAAACUAAACAAACAAGUCAAAGACAAUGAAAAGCUGAAUGAAAACUGCACACAGCUUCAAAAGAGUUUAGAGAGUGUAACACAAGAAAGGGACCAAAAUGCUGCUGAAUUGAAGAGACUUGGGGAGGAUUUAGAGCAGAAGGAAAAUGAAAUCCAAAGAAAUAGAGAUCACUGCAUAACAUUGAAAGCACUUGUAGAUAGGCUAGAGAAUGCUUCUUCAGAUGCAGAGUGCUACGUGGCCUCCAGUAAGGAAAAUGAAACAAUACUGCAAUAUCAGAUAGAUGAGCUUAGUUUAUCUUUAGAGUCAAACUUGCUUGCUUUAGAGGGGGGAAAGAAACUUUUUAUGGAGAGAGAAGAGGAGCUGAAAAAAUCAAGAGAAAGUGAAAAAGAACUAAGAUACCAGUAUGAGAAGCAAAGUGGACAACUUGAUCAUUUGACAGCAGAACUUGACAUCGCCAAAAUGGAAAUCUCAAGGCAGGAAGAUGUUAUAAUGAGACAACACAGGGAGAUGGAAGAUCUUAAAGUGAAACUUGCAAAUUCCCUCGAGCAAAUAGAGUACAUACAAAUGCAGCAACAAGAGAUGAAUGAAUUUACGGAAGAGGAACGAAGAAAUCUAGAAGUUACAGUGUGUGAAAUGGAAAACGAGUUGAAGCUGACCAAACAAGAAAGAACGGAAAUGGAUGCGUCGUUGAGGCGAAAGUCCCAGAAGUAUGAUGAACUUGUCCAGGAGGUGAAACACUCUAGGUAUCUGUUGCAAGAUAAGCAGGAGGAAUUGGACGCCACACAGUCCCAGGCUCACUGGAUUGUCCUAAAGCAAGAAGCAGUGAUAGCAGACACCACGAAAGAGCUGCGCGAAAUCUGGGAUCUUGUUAAUGAUCUGCUCGUGGAAUUCAACAAAGAAGCUUUCGCGGAACAGCUUAAGUCAUGUACCCCAGAAAAUGACCCAAGCAAGAAGUAUGCAGUGCCCUUGAAUAAGUCUCUUGUUCAGUCUAUUUUAGAAGCAACGGCAAUGAGGGAUAGAAAACUGGAAUUUAAAACGCCAGAAAAACGUUGCCACAAGUUAAGCCCCAUUCCUGAAGUAAUCGAGGAAGAUCAAGACUGUUAUCAAACUUCUGAAGACGAGGAGAAACUACCCUCACUCACUACGCAAGCAGUGGAACUUAAACAAGCCUUAACAGAAUUGACAAAGAAAUGUAGAAAUCACAUCUUCACGGUUCAGGCACAGAACACUGUUGAUAGAUUGUUAAAAGAGAGAAUUGUGUUGGAGGAGCGACACAGGUCUUCUCUUGACGAAGUUAUGUUGCAGCUUGAGGAGUCAAGAAAAUCCGAAACAAAUCUGGGUCGAGAAAUCUCAAGAAAGAACAACCAGAUAACUACACUGCAACAACAACUCGAGGACAGCAGGAUUGAUUUACACCAUUCGUUUCAAAAGAUUGAAUCGCUCAGUGAGCAGUAUGAAAAGACCAUAGAUCAACAGGCUACAGUAACGGGGCUGACCAAUGAUGUACUACGUUUCUCCGAGCAAGUGAAAACGCUCCAAAAAGAGAAAGACAGCUUGUCGCAACAACUGAAAGAAAGCCUUGAUACAUUGAACCAACUGUCACAAAUUUCAUCGAAAGAACACGACCUGAACAAAACCCAAGACGUCCUUGGGAAGCUAUUAGCGGAAAAAUUCAACUUAGAGGAUCAGGUUCGAAAGCUGAAAGAGAAAUCCGUGAUAUAUCGACUGGAAACGCAGGAUCAUAUGACUGAAUACAAAUGUAGAACAGAUUCGAAGAUUCGAGUCCUUGAGAGUAAUAUCCAGAGAGCCGAGACUGAAAUGUUUCGAUUGGAUGGCCUGGUACAGAAGAUUAAACUCGUCCUACAUCAGUAUGAUGAUGUAAUAAAAAUUUGCCCGGAUCUGAACAAGUUGCUUUCUUUUCUAGAUGGUGAAGAUAUUCAUUAAGGCACUCACAUGCACUUUACGUCCACAGUUGUCUCUGUUAAUUCUUAUUUUUUUAGUGCCGAUUAAAAGAGUUUACACAUAUAGACUGGA
Messenger RNA from Stylophora pistillata, 2888 nucleotides. RefSeq lists its product as uncharacterized. The record is from RefSeq and is a predicted model, not a curated record. NCBI's taxonomy places the organism in Eukaryota, Metazoa, Cnidaria, Anthozoa, Scleractinia, Pocilloporidae. Gene Ontology annotation, cellular component: cytoskeleton.